This is a messenger RNA of Salvia splendens (bonfire salvia), 1320 nucleotides long. RefSeq lists its product as uncharacterized. The record is from RefSeq and is a predicted model, not a curated record. Bases 1 to 1320 code for a protein of 439 amino acids. Lineage: Eukaryota; Viridiplantae; Streptophyta; Magnoliopsida; Lamiales; Lamiaceae. The transcript has 5 exons.
AUGGAUUUAAUUCUGAGGUCGGAUGAAGAUUAUUUCGAUUCCGACUCAUCAUCGUCGGGAGAGGAAGCUGAGACUUCUAAAGUGGACUAUGAUAUGCUCACAGUGAUGUAUAUUCUUCUUUCAGUGGUUUACGUACCAAAACAGUGCUUGGAAGGAGCUGAUGCUCAAAUUCUAUUAAAUGAGAUACGCAGGAAGAAGCAACUUUGUGGUGUAUUUACAUAUGAGUAUGAGGUACUGUAUGAUAUUUGCUCCGUUUACGGGCCUGUGACAUUUGCUGCUGGCCUUUUGUCCAAGGAAAAUGCCUACACCUUUUCAUGGUUAUUUAACCAAUUUGUAACGUGUAUGAGUGUGGCUCCCAAACUCAUUGUAACCGAUCAAGACUUAGGAAUGAAAGUUGCUAUUGAGGAGGUCCUUGUCAAUACAAGACACCGGUGGUGUAUGUGGCACUUUAUGAAUAAAGUUGCUGACAAAUUGCCAAAGAACAUGCUUGGUAGUGAAGAACUAAAGAAGGAACUGAAUGCAUGUGUAUGGUCAGAGUUGAUAGAACCUGGUGCAUUUGAAGAAACUUGGCAUGCUAUAAAGGAAAGAUAUGGGCUGGCCAAUAAUGACUGGUACUCAAAGUCUCGGGCUAACCUUAUGCAAUUUUAUAUGAACUAUAACCAUGCCCUGGAGGCUCAAAGAAGUAAUAGCGCAAAGCUUGAAUACUAUGAUUCAACAAAAGUGCCUAUUUUGCGAAUAGAAUUGGAAAUCGAGAAACAUGCAACAACGAUAUAUAGUGGUAGUGCUUAUAAUGCAAUUCAAGAAGUGAUAGUUUAUUUUGUUAAGUUGAUACCCGAGAAGUUGCAUGGAGGGAGAUGGUUGAAGUCACAGUUUGUGAAGCCAAUACAUGGAGGUUUUUGUGAUGAUCAAGAAAUACACCUUACCGUGGAAAAGAAGAAGAUUGCAUUUAAAAACUUGUAUACAUUAUUCAUUGAAACAUCACAAAGUAUUGAAGGGAACAUUGAUCAAAUCAAUGCAUUUGCUGCAAUUAUUGAAGAAGGUAAGAAGCAGCUUCUCGGAGAAGGUGUUGUUUUGUCUUCGACAGAGAAGAAAGCAUUGAUUGAGAACUUCUAUGGCUCACAAGUUCCGAACUUUAUUGAAGUUCAUCCUCCUGAUGUUAUUAGUACAAAGGGAAGUGGAAGUAGGAAGAAAUCAAAGAAGGAGUCGGCAAUGAAGUUAGCAAUGAAACCAGGUCGAAAGUGUAGAAACUGUCAUGAGAUUGGACACCAUGAUUCUAGGAACUGCAAAAAGGUUAAUGAGAAGGCAAAUCAGAGGCAGUGA